AGCUCAAACACUCACCAAAUCUAUCUCUCAAAAAAACAUUGCUCUAGACAAUAAUAUUCAUUAAGUAACACUUUUCAAUUAUCAUGGCUAAGUUCAUUGUGAGAAAUAGUAACAAAAAGAAGAAUGGAGGUAGCAUUGUGAAACUCAUUGAGAAACUACAAAAGAAAAUCUUGCUAGGGAGAAAUAAAUCAACAUCAACCUAUGUGCCUGAGGAUGUGAAAGAAGGACAUUUUGCAGUGAUAGCUGAGGAUAGAAAAGAAGAUCAAGAACCAAAGAGAUUUGUGUUACCAUUAAGUUGUUUAACAAAUCCAACAUUUGUUAGGUUAUUGGAACAAGCAGAAGAAGAGUAUGGUUUUGAUCAUGAAGGUGCACUAACUAUUCCUUGUAAGCCUAGUGAACUUCACAAGAUGUUGCAACAAUGGCAACAAGAAGAAUACAAUUCCUCCAAUAACUACAUGUUUUUUCAAAACUAUUGAUAAUUAAUUAAUUACAUGCAUAUAUAUAUUUAUAGGAAAUAUAUUAGUAAUUUAU
Molecule: messenger RNA, 531 nt
Organism: Trifolium pratense (red clover)
Lineage: Eukaryota; Viridiplantae; Streptophyta; Magnoliopsida; Fabales; Fabaceae
Product: auxin-responsive protein SAUR50-like
Exons: 1
Coding region: 84-476 (130 amino acids)
Biological process (GO): response to auxin
Source: RefSeq, a predicted model, not a curated record